Molecule: messenger RNA, 1371 nt
Organism: Entrophospora candida
Lineage: Eukaryota; Fungi; Glomeromycota; Glomeromycetes; Entrophosporales; Entrophosporaceae
Source: the annotation of a GenBank genome assembly
AUGAAUAAAAUGAUGCAAGCAAGUCGUAGGAUAGCUAUAGAAAGAGUUAUUUUAACUGAAUCUUCAAAGUUGCCAAAAGAAGAAUUGUCAGAUUUGCUAAAUCCCAAUCAAAAAAUUGUUUAUAUAACAGUGACCAACUAUGUAACAAGAUAUGUUUCAUUGACUCUACAAGAAUCAACAAGUUUACCGUCAUCACAAUCUAAGCAAUCUCCUACGACCAUAGUAUCAGAAAUUAUUACACCAACGAUAACAAAUAGCCACGUACAAAAAUUUGCCGAUUCCGUUGUUCCUGUCGAAUAUACUACUUCUAAUGUUGACUUCUUUACAUUUUCCACUCCAACAUCUUCAACUAUCGACUACAUUUCUACUUCUGGUACUGCUACACCUACUGGUACCACUACCGACACCAACACUCAUCUUUCAAUAACCACCGAUCAAAAUAAUCCUCAUACAACUUUGAGUGAAAAUCAAUUAAAAUCGAUAAUAGUCGGCAAGAAAUACAGCUCGACUUUAACUUCAUCAAAAGUAAAAGCAACAUCGAUACAAGCAACAACAACAACUAGUUCGAGUGUAAAGAAACUAUUAGAUUUAAACGAGGUUACAACAGCUUGUGGAAAUUGUCAAAAACGUAAGAUUAAAUGUUCUGGAGAAACGCCUUGUAGUUAUUGUGUUAAAAUAAAUAAACCAUGUUUACCUGGUAAGCCUGGUAAAAAACGUGGUCCUCCUCCUGGCACUGAAGUCAAUAAAAACCGUAAAAAGUUUAUUAAUACAAGUUUCUCUCAAUUCAACAAUUCUUAUCAUUAUCAACAACGUCAUGUUGUUAAUUAUUCUCCUGAUUGUGGUCAAGAUUAUGAUGACAUUAAUAUUAAUAAUAGUCUUGACUCCAAUCCAAAUGAUCUUUAUGAUCAACAUCAUCACAUUUUUCAAUUUAACCAAGUCAGAAACAACAAUAUUACUUCGACUAAUAAUAACGCUAAUUUUAUUAAUAAUGCUAAUGCUACUAAGGACAACAAUGAACCUUUUCAAUCAAGAUUGCAUGUAAAUAAUUAUUCUACUUAUGAACAAUAUCCACGUGAUUGCUUAAUUUCACCAAAUUCAGAUGAAAACACAGAAAAUAUAACAAGAAAGAUAAUUGUUAGAAAUAAUAAUGAUAUCCCUUUAAUCAAACCAAUCCCAAUUUAUCCACAGUCAAACACAAGUACUGUUAUUGUCAACAGUUGCCCAAACAAUUCGUUAUUAGAGGAAGAAAAACAAUCAGAUGAAAUUGAAAAAGAUUCGUCGUCGAUAUUUAAAAAAUCAGAAUCAUCAACAACAAAUGAAAAAUCACCAAUAUCUGGUUCUAAUAAUCGUAAUAAUAAAAAGAGUUCGUGA